Molecule: messenger RNA, 2618 nt
Organism: Verruconis gallopava
Lineage: Eukaryota; Fungi; Ascomycota; Dothideomycetes; Venturiales; Sympoventuriaceae
Exons: 1
Coding region: 1147-2265 (372 amino acids)
Source: RefSeq, a predicted model, not a curated record
AAGUAGACGGCUUCGACGAGGCCACGGGCGCGCCAUUGCCUUCCUUUCCUUGCCCGGCGUCGUCCUGCGCCUCCAAUCCCUUCCUCGCGUUCGUCGCCGUCAUCCUCACCCUCAUUCUCGUCGUCAGCAUCCUCCUCUUCCUCCUCUUCUCCGUCCUUCUCAACGCCGCGCCCGUCGAUUCCCAAGACGAUCGGAUCGGCCGUUGUCUGCGUGAGGCUGUGUCAGGGGAAGCACCACAGGUCCCCACCACCCGUGACGUGAGCGUCCGUCCUGCAACAAAGCCCAAGGCGACCAUUGGCCGCGACGAUCGCGGCAAAAGAGGCUCUUGGACGAAGUUGACACAGCGAGACUCCGUCCGGGCAUCGCGUCCCCACACCAGAGAACGAAAAAGAACAGAAGGGCGGCGGGCCAGCACGAAGCGGUGCAGCACACACAGUUCGUUGCGCAGGCUUCGCACAGCGUGCAGAGCCCAUUGGCGCGGCGUAGAGAGCGUGGUCGUGGCACGCACGCUCGCUCGCACUCGCUCACUCACGCACUCGCUGCCUGUGCGACGAGGCCAGCGGCACGAAUUUUCAGACCGUGGGCGCGGUCGUCGGUGAACGUCAUCGUCCGCUCGUUAGCACCGGCGCUUGCUGUCUCCACCCGUCUAAACUGCCGCAUCGAUCCUCUCCGUCACUAAAAAAACGGGCUGGAGGGGCGAAAAGGCCGCGCGCGUCCACGAGCAGGACCCAGCAUCCAGCACGCAGCGUCCACAAACCACAACCACGGCGAGUGGCCACGACAGGCCGCGGCCUCGACUGUUCUCUGAGACGACGCUGGCCGCACCCGCGAAAGAGCCAGCGCACGGGAUCGCCUGCAAGCGAGAGGGCUCUGCGCGGCGCCGGGUUGUGAUUCGCACGUUUGGCUCAGCUCAGCUCGCCGACGCUCGUACCAGCUGCGGAGCUUACCAGCAACAUCCACCGACUUCGACCGCUUUGCCUUGCGUACUCGUCCACUCACCUUUCCGCGCGCCGUCGUUUCGGCCUCACGAUUCUGCCCCCAAAUCCACUCCCAUCCUUCCCGGACUUCGCUGGGCCUUCCCUUCACUCGCUGAGCCGUUCUUUUGUGCUUUUUCCUCGUCGUCGCUCCUUCGCCCAUCGCUCAAACAUGUCCGCCCCCAUGGUUGACUAUGCGCGCGUUACCCAUCGCAAGCCACUGCCUGCACACUCGACCUCCAUCCUCCCCACCCACAACCACCACCACCACCACCACCCACAGCCGUCGCCGCACGCCUCCCAAGUCAGCCUGUCGCCCCGGAUGAGCACCGCACAGCCGCAGAUCAUGUACAACGGCAGCGGCAAUGUCGCGAACCCUUACACCGGCCAGACGCGCCGGACGCUUUCCAACGCGACCUCCUCCACCAACUCGUCCCACAACUCCAUACGGAGGUCUUCUUCUGAUCGGUCCACCGGCCCCCCGCCUACUUCCUACGUAGCCUUGUUGCGUAAGCAGAAGGCGACGGUGUGGUGCGACCGCUCGCAAGCCGAAGACCCUCGCAUCAGGAUCCAGCAGCGGCUGGCGAAAGAGAGGGCCGAGCGGGAAGUCGCCGCCGGCCCUAUGGGCCACGGCCGACUCACGCCUGCCUCUGCCAGCUCGGGAAGUUUUACCGGCGGCGUAGCCCGCAAGAUACGACAUCACGGUGGGAAGCCGGUGCAGUACACGGGCGGCAACCUGGCCGGUGCCGGUGUCCCUCUUCGGCUGUCUGCCACCGAGGUGGACGACGAACCUGACGACCCCAGGAACAGCAACAGCAGGCAAGAAGAGGAUCUGCACAACGAAUGGGAGAGGGAUCCUGCUUGGGGCUACGCAGGCAAUGGGCGACAACAUCGGCGCACUGGCUCCGGUAGAAGCAGCCUGGGCAGUCAGCAGCGUGCCAACUCCUUCCAACCUCGCUUCAGCACCACAAGUUCCACACCUAACAGCGGCCAUUCUCGGAGCCCCAGCGAAACCCAUCUGUCCAAUCCCGCCGAGCAGACCCCCGUCCCGUCAGCAAGCCAGCGUCGGGCGUCCAGCUACUUCCAUCAGGAGGGCUCGAACACGCCAAGCAGCGAGGAGGACAGUCGCGAGAAUUCUUUUGGCGCCAUGGGUGCGCUGCCGGAGAAGAAGGGCCGUAUCGAGAAGAAGGAAACGGCGGAGGAUUUGAUAAGAAGAGGAAGCGUUGACGAGAGAACUAUGACAAUGGGACGACAGCGCCUUUUUGUCGCGAAUCCGGACUUGAGCGAUUGAAUGGCAUGGCCAGAACUUUUUUUCCCCUCUUUUUUUUUUGCCAGUUUAUCUUAACGCAUGCGCUUAUGAACGGGUCGCAGGUGCGAUCUUGUGGAUGACUGCAUAUAUCGCUUGAAAAGUACAGGCCUGGGAGACAGCGGGAGGUUUAUUUGUUUCAAUCUGCCAAAUCAUGCAGAAUCAUGGAGCUUUUGAUCAACGGCGCAAGAAUGUUUGCUUUUCUUUUUACUAGUCGACAGGAGAUACAUCCCUGCGGAUGGAUUGCAACGGUACAGGCAAGUUCCUAAUCCUAAUGCUGUCGCUUGUAUUGUAUCGAGGAAAGCCAAUACCAAUUGUGAAUAUCGUUCACCCUGAAA